AUGUCUAUCUCUUCCGCUAAUCUCGGUCGCCACUUUUUCUCAACGAGGCGCUUUCUAUUUCCUUUGGGCAUCUUAGUGGGCGUUCUGCUCGGAUUCAUCAUGAUCCAACCAAGCGACUUGACCGACUUUCAAACGCACCUCGCACUGCUCCUCGACCAGUACGAGCUCAGCGUCCCUACGUUCCCAGACCUUCCAGUCGACCUUACACGCUUAGAGAGCGAAUGGCGAAGGCUCUGGAGCAAUGUGCCUGAACCUUGGAAGCUCAACACGAACGGGCUCGAAUUCACCGUUGGGGAGAAGAUAGCGGCAGAAGGUUUGAGCGCCAAGCAUCCUGUAGUCUUGAUCCCUGGAAUCAUCUCAACCAGUCUUGAAUCGUGGUCGACCGCGCCGGACUACCGCCCGUUCUUUCGCCAGAAGUUGUGGGGCGGGUUCACGAUGCUCUCCCAGGUUAUGUUCAAUAAGGAGAAGUGGAUAAAUGCUUUGAUGCUCGACUCUAUCACGGGGCUUGACCGGCCCGGCGCCAAGGUGAGGGCAGCUGAGGGCAUCGACGCUGCCAGCAGCUUCAUCCAAGGAUACUGGCUAUGGUCAAAGAUUGUGGAGAACCUCGCCGUCGUCAACUACGACACAAACAACCUACAUCUCGCACCAUAUGACUGGCGCCUGUCGUGCUAUAACCUCGAAGAGCGGGACGGUUACUUCACCAAGCUCAAGACGACCAUUGAAGGGUUCAGAACACGCGAGAAUAGACGAGUGGUGCUCGUAGCACACUCUAUGGGAGCCAACUCGCCCAUGCACGGAAAAGGCGGCUCGAAUUGGGUUGAGAAACAUAUAGAGGCUCUGGUGACUAUUGGCGGAUCCUAUCUGGUCAAGUCAAUGUCUUCCUUCCUUUCUGGCGAGAUGAAAGAUACGGUGCAGAUCCACCCUGCCGGCGCAUACGUGCUCGAGCGCUUCUUCUCUCGUAAAGAGCGCCAGAAGCUCUUCCUCAGCUGGGCUGGCAGUGCAAGCAUGUGGAUAAAGGGCGGCGACGCGGUUUGGGGAAAUGCGACGUUCGCGCCAGACGACGUGGUAGCCAACACGCAGAGCCACGGUGAGCUCAUUGUCUUCCGUGAAGCUGUCCUCGCGAGCGAGGAUGAAGGCACGCAAGUCACGAACAUGACUGCGCAGGAAGCUGGGAACUGGGUCCUGGAGCGGACACCCGUGGCAUUUCAGCGGAUGAUGGAGACCAACUACUCGUUUGGAAUCGAGCGGGACGAGAAGGCACUCAAGCGUAACAAUCUCGACCACAGAAAAUGGACGAACCCGUUAGAGAUACAACUGCCUUAUGCUCCAACGACGAAGUUUUAUUGCCUGUAUGGGCACGGAAAGGAAACCGAGCGUUCCUACUGGUAUACUCGCGAAGAAUAUGAAUACGACGAGGUCCAGCCGGAUAUGGUCGAUGCCUCCUGCUCAAACACCACCGACUGUAUCACGCCCCGUCCACCACUCGACAUGCCGUUCUCACGAAACAGCCAUAUCGACGCGGAAUAUACCGAUGAGAGCGCCGUCCCGAAGGUGAUCAACGGCGUGCGGAUGGGCGAGGGCGAUGGCACGGUGAACCUGCUUAGUCUCGGCGCGAUGUGCGUGGAGGGCUGGAAACGCAAACGGUGGAACCCCGCGGGUAUCGAGGUUGUCACGGUUGAGCUUCCACACAACCCCUCAGCAAAGAUUCCUCGGGGCGGCGGCACGACGAGCGAUCAUGUCGACAUCCUCGGCUCGACCUCGCUGAACGAGAUCAUCCUUCGGAUUGCCACGGGUGCAGGAGAUCAGAUACACGAUUCACUGAUCUCGAACAUCCGCGAAUACGUCAAGCGGAUCCAGUGGGAUUGA
Messenger RNA from Laetiporus sulphureus 93-53, 1866 nucleotides. RefSeq names its product phospholipid/diacylglycerol acyltransferase. Gene Ontology annotation, cellular component: cytoplasm; perinuclear endoplasmic reticulum. Gene Ontology annotation, molecular function: phospholipid:diacylglycerol acyltransferase activity. NCBI's taxonomy places the organism in Eukaryota, Fungi, Basidiomycota, Agaricomycetes, Polyporales, Laetiporaceae. The coding region runs from base 1 to 1866 and encodes 621 amino acids. The transcript is spliced from 16 exons. Gene Ontology annotation, biological process: lipid storage; triglyceride biosynthetic process. The record is from RefSeq and is a predicted model, not a curated record.